This is a messenger RNA of Pseudopodoces humilis (Tibetan ground-tit), 3187 nucleotides long. It is a transcript of the gene NRG1, whose product is annotated as neuregulin 1. The record is from RefSeq and is a predicted model, not a curated record. Gene Ontology annotation, biological process: activation of transmembrane receptor protein tyrosine kinase activity; nervous system development; intracellular signal transduction. Lineage: Eukaryota; Metazoa; Chordata; Aves; Passeriformes; Paridae. Gene Ontology annotation, molecular function: chemorepellent activity; protein tyrosine kinase activator activity.
GGAUGCUGCUGCUACUGUCACUUCUGCCGCUGCCGCUGUUGUUAGAGAUUUUGCUUUUGCUCCUUCUACUGCAUGACAAUUGUUUUCCUCGUCUAAGCAGAUACCAGCCUCAGAUGCUCAAGGUGAGAGUCUUGCCUUUCGCUCUGGGCUACUGGUUUACUUAAUCCGGUUAGUUUGUUCAGUGUUCGUGGUUUUCCUUAUCUCAUCACCCUCCUUCCCCCUGUUUUGUUUUGUUGUGCUUGCUUUUGGGGGAAUGUUUCUUCCCCCUGCAGAAGAGCUGGAACUGCUUGAGAGGCGUUUAAGGAAUUAUAAAAGUGGCUAGCAAACAGGAGCUCAGUAAUUGCAAAGCUAUUCUCACUUCAGAGAAGCAGAGACAGUGACAGAGGGCUUGGGGGCACACAGGGACUGGGGGGAUCUAAUUUUUCCUGUGCAUUCCUCCUCUCCCAGUUUGGAUGAUGUUCUUGAGCUUCGACCUUUUAUUGACUCCCACUCUGUGACUUUUGCAGAGCACUGUGACUAUUACUACCGUCUCUUUUUGUCUGUGUCUCACAGUAAUGGACUGUGAUAGAGUUAAGGCCUUUUGGAGGUGAGCUGUUUGAGAGCUGAUGCUUAAACAUGUCUGAAGUAGCUGCCGACACUUUCCCCAGCCCCUCAGCACAGCUGAGCCCUGAUGUGUCCCUCAACGGGCUCCCGGAUGAGGAGAACAUGCCGGGGACCCAAAGAGAGGACAGGAGGGUCCAGGGGAUAGCAGGCCUUGCCGCAACCUGCUGUGCGUGCCUGGAGGCAGAGCGACUGAAGGGCUGCCUCAACUCUGAAAAGAUCUGCAUCGCCCCUAUCUUGGCUUGCCUGCUUAGCCUUUGCCUCUGCAUUGCUGGCCUCAAGUGGGUCUUUGUGGACAAGAUUUUUGAGUAUGACUCUCCUACCCACCUUGACCCUGGGAGGAUAGGACAAGACCCAAAGAGUGCUGUGGAUCCUACAGCUCUGUCUGCCUGGGUGCCUUCGGAGGUGUAUGCCUCACCCUUCCUCGUACCUAGCCCCAAGAGCAAGGCUGAAGUGACAGUGCACAGUGACAGCUCACUCGUACCCUCCAAACCGUUCCUCCAGCCUUCUCUAUAUAACCGCAUCCUAGAUGUUGGGUUGUUGUCCUCUGCCGCGCCUUCGCUGUCACCACCCGCCCUGGAGCCUACCACAGCGUCUCAGGCACAAGCAACAGAAACCAAUCUCCAAACUGCUCCAAAAUUUUCCACUUCCACAUCUACAACUGGGACAAGUCAUCUCACAAAAUGUGACAUAAAGCAGAAAGCCUUCUGUGUAAAUGGGGGAGAGUGUUACAUGGUUAAAGACCUCCCAAACCCCCCAAGAUACCUGUGCAGGUGCCCAAAUGAAUUUACUGGUGAUCGCUGCCAAAACUACGUAAUGGCCAGCUUCUACAAAGCUGAGGAACUGUACCAGAAACGGGUGCUGACCAUAACUGGCAUUUGCAUUGCUCUUCUAGUAGUUGGCAUCAUGUGUGUGGUGGCCUACUGCAAAACCAAGAAGCAGAGGAAAAAGUUGCACGACCGGCUUCGGCAGAGCCUGCGCUCGGAAAGGAACAACGUGAUGAACAUGGCCAAUGGGCCACACCACCCCAACCCACCGCCGGAUAACGUCCAGCUCGUGAAUCAGUACGUUUCGAAAAAUGUAAUCUCCAGUGAGCAUGUCAUCGAGCGAGAAACAGAGACCUCGUUUUCUACAAGCCAUUACACCUCAACAACACAUCACUCCGUGACAGUCACCCAGACACCUAGCCACAGCUGGAGUAAUGGCCACACCGAAAGCAUCCUCUCUGAAAGCCACUCAGUGCUCAUCAGCUCCUCCAUGGAGAACAGCAGGCAUGCCAGCCCAGCAGGGCCCCGCGGCCGUCUCAACGGCAUCGGCGGGCCACGGGAAGGCAACAGCUUCCUCCGGCAUGCGAGAGAGACCCCCGAUUCCUACCGAGACUCUCCUCACAGUGAAAGGUAUGUCUCAGCUAUGACCACACCAGCUCGCAUGUCACCCGUUGAUUUUCACACUCCAACUUCUCCCAAGUCCCGCCCCUCCACAAUGUCACCACCGGCUUCCAGCUUGACCGUCUCCAUCCCUUCAGUGGCGGUGAGUCCCUUCAUAGAAGAGGAGAGACCCCUGCUCCUGGUGACUCCUCUGCAGCUGCAUGAGAAGUAUGACCACCACCUUCAGCAAUUCAACUCCUUUCACCACAAUGCCACCCAUGAGUGCAACAGCCUGCCACCAAGUCCUCUGCGGAUCGUGGAGGAUGAGGAGUAUGAGACCACGCAGGAGUACGAACCAGCACAGGAGCCUCCAAAGAAACUCACCAACAGCCGGAGGGUCAAAAGAACAAAGCCCAAUAGCCACAUUUCCAGCAGGGUGGAAGUGGACUCUGACACAAGCUCUGAGAGCAGCAGCUCUGAGACCGAAACCGAAGAUGAAAGAAUAGGCGAGGAUACACCAUUCCUGAGCAUACCGAACCCCGGGGCAACCAGUCUGGAGCCAGCCACUGCCUUCCGACUGCCUGAAACCAGGACUAACCCGGCAAAUCGCUUCUCCACACCAGAAGAGUUGCAAGCAAGGUUGUCCAGUGUGAUAGCUAACCAAGACCCUAUUGCUGUAUAAAACAUAAAACACAUAGAUUCACAUGUAAAACUUUAUUUUAUAUAAUGAAGUAUUCCACCUUUAAAUUAAACGAUUUAUUUUAUUUUAGCAAUUCCGCUGAUAGAAAACAGGAGAGGAAAAAAGAAAAACUUUUAUAAAUUAAAUAUACGUAUGUACAAAUGUGUUAUGUGCCAUAUGUAGCAAUUUUUUACAGUAUUUCAAAAAUGGGGAAAGAUAUCAAUGGUGCCUUUAUGUUAUGUUAAGUUGAGAGCAAGUUUUGUACAGUUACAAUGAUGGCUGUCCCAUAGUAUUUUGCGAAACCUUUUAGCCCUCAGUUGUCCUAGCUUUUUUGUGCACUGCAUUAUAAUGACUGGAUGUAUGAUUUGCAAGAAUUGCAGAAGUCCCUCUGGUCGCUUGCUGUAGAGUCUCCAAAUCAGAAAGCCCUGUAAUGGCACUCCCACCCUACUCUGCCAGAAAAACACACAUAUACACACACACACAGAGUCAGAAAGAAAAGAAAAAAAAAAUUAAAAAAGAUUAAAAAAAGCUAAAAAAAAAG